UUUCGUACUCGCUACACGUCUGUCGCGCUCGUCAAAACUCUUUACGUACCACCGUACUGUUGUUUUUGACAAAAAUGCAAAGUUUCCGAAUUGUGAUUGUGAAAUAUUUGUGAUCAGUGCAACUCGAUAUUGUGGACUGAAAUUUUGUGCAGUUAACAAACGGGUUUAACGUGAUUUUGUGUGUUAAAAUCACGACUAAAACUCCAUUUAACGGAACCAUCGCUUCGGAUUUGUGUUUCGAUAGUCGCGAUGUCGUGGUGAUAACGGCGUGAUGAUGAGGCUCGACGCAUCCGAGAAACAGCACCGCUACCACAACCUCCUGCAAGACGAUCAUGCCAAUGAAAUGCUAGAAGGCGAAGGCGCCGGGCUGGCCGCACGUGUUGCUGAACUAGAAGUGAGGUGCAGCAGGCAAGCCGAGGAGUUGUUAUGUUUGCGGUCCACCUUAGCUGAUGCUUUGAGGAGACUCAACGCUUUGGAGGGAAGAGCCCCAGCCGCACCCACUGGACAAAGGAAUGGUGCUUAUACAGGGUCUUCGGGCACGCCUACCCGGGAGCUCCGGCUGAGGCAGCCAGGGUACCGGGAGACAGCCAAAAGGACCUCUAGUUAUGGGUCUAGCGGUUCAUCACUCCCCCAAAGACGCGGUCCUCAACACCAGUCGACGGGCUCGCUGCAGUCAGACUCGCCGGCUUCAUCUUCUUCUCUCUCUCCGGCCCCCUCCCCUUCUCCAAGGGCCACACCUGCCCCCUUACAUACAGUACACCCACCGCAACCAUACAGAUCACGCAACAACUCCACUUCAAGCAACCAGAGUGCGUCCCCCCACGGGAACCUCACGAAACGAUGGAGCUCCACGGGUGACUUCGGAGCCCAGGGUCUUAUAGCUAAUAACAGAUUCACCACAGCAAAAUCGUUGCUUAAUUUGUACUCUAAGCCGUCACAAAAUGGAUCCAUAUUGAAACAUGGCACCCACACAUGUCAGUACAACGAGGAGGAUGGGUCCAUGCGAAUGUACCUGCGGGGUCGACCGGUCAUCCUGUUUGGACCCAGCGACCAGGACGCGUUGGACCCCGCCAAAGUAGCGCCUCCACCGCAGAGCAAGCUCAAGUUAGAGUGGGUCUACGGAUACAGGGGCAAAGACUGCCGCAGCAACCUCUACCUCCUACCCACUGGGGAGAUUGUCUACUUCGUGGCAGCAGUGGUAGUUCUGUUCAACGUGGAUGAGCGGUGUCAGCGCCACUACACGGGUCACACUGACGACGUCAAAUGCCUGGCCGUGCAUCCCAACAAGCUGGUCGUCGCCAGCGGCCAGUGCGCGGGUCAUGACAGGCUGGACGCCAGGCCCCACGUCCGCGUGUGGAAUUCCGUCUCCCUAGCGACGUUAGCCGUCAUCGGCGUCGGCCAGAUGGAGAGGUCGGUGUCUUGCGUGACGUUCUCGCGGGCGGACGGCGGCGCGCUGCUGGGCUGCGUGGACGAGGGCCCCGACCACACCAUCUCCGUGUGGGAGUGGCAGCGGCCCGACAAGGGGCACUGUCUGGCCGAGACCAAGUGUUCAGUGGACACAGUGGUCGCAGCAGAAUUCCACCCCCUGGACCGCAACCAGAUCGUGACCUGCGGGAAGAACCACAUCGCCUUCUGGACCCUGGACCACACCAACAUGCUGUACAAGAGGAUGGGCGUCUUCGACGGACGGGAUAAACCGAAAUACGUCACGUGUCUCGGUUUUAACCAUAACGGUGACGUCCUCUCCGGCGACUCAAGCGGCAACAUAAUAGUGUGGGCCCGAGGCACCAACACGGUCGCUAAGCUGGUACGAGCCGUGCACGAAGGACCAGUGUUCUCUCUGUGCUGUCGGAAGGACGGUUCGCUGCUGUCUGCCGGUGGGAAAGACGGUCGGAUCGUGUUGUUAGACGCCGAGGCAAACCCGACUGGCGUGGAAAGCGUGAUAGAAGGUCACUAUGGCGGUAUACGGGUGGUGGCGGAAGGUCGAGGCAGCCAACUCUUCUUAGGCACCACCCGCAACUGUAUUCUGCACGGAGACAUCGAGCUUGGCUUCUCACCUGCUGUACUUGGCCACGUGGACGAGCUGUGGGGCCUGGCGGCGCACCCCACGCUGCCGCAGUUCGCCACGGCCGGCUGGGACCGCCUGCUGCAGCUGUGGGACUCCCUCAGCCACAGCACCGUGUGGAGUAAGGACAUCGACGAGCGAGCUCAGUGCGUGUCGUGGUCGGCGGACGGCGGCGUGCUGGCGGCGGGCUGCCUCAGCGGCCGCUGGCUGGUCUUCGACCCCCACAGCCGCCAGCUCCUCGCCAGCCACCAGGACGGCUCGGAGCCCAUCCAGACUAUCCAGUAUUCUCCUGACAACUCUAUGGUGGCCAUCGGUUCCCGGGACAACUUCAUCUACGUGUACCGUGUGGAAGACAACGGGGCGAGGUACACUCGCAUCGGGAAAUGUCUGGGCCACUCCAGCUACAUAACGCAUUUGGAUUGGUCUGAGGACAGCCAGUACAUCAGGAGCAACUCUGGAGAUUAUGAGCUUCUAUUUUGGAACGCGACAACGUGCCGGCAAGUGGCCAGCCCGUCGAGCCUACGCGACGUGCGCUGGCGCUCCAACACGUGCCCCAUCACCUUCACCACCAUCGGCGUGUGGCCGGAGAACGCGGACGGCACCGACAUCAACUCUUGUACAAGGUCUCACGACGGCAGAUUGGCAGCAACCGGUGAUGACUUCGGUAAAGUGAAGCUUUACGCUUACCCCGUCACACAGCCGAAGUCGCUAUGCCACCAGUACGGCGGGCACUCCUCCCACGUGACCUGCGUUCGAUUCCUGACCGACGACUCCCGGCUCGUCUCCACUGGGGGGCUAGACACCUCAGUAAUGCAGUGGGCUAUUGAUUAAAAAAGGUUUAAUUAAACUAUAACAACCCAAGAAUACAAGCCUCAAGGCAAGAAGCCGUUUCAAAUUCAAAUUAAUACGGUUUAAUUAAACAAUAACAACCCAAAAAAGACUAGCCUCGAGAAUCAAGAGAGCCGUUUUAAAAUUCAAAUUCAAAAUUUUUAUUCAUUAUUAUAGGAUACUUCAUAUCGCUUAAUAAUUGUCAAAACGUAUGGUUUAACAACAUUGGUUGAUGUCAAAUCAAAGUUUCCUCUCGGUGUUAGUCCAGGUGUGUGGUUCCCGGCACCAAUAAAAGAAAAGAAUAUGUGGCGACAUCUCUACGCCACUCGCCACAACAUCAAAUCACACAACAACCACUCCAUCUCGUUCCCGUGGAUGUCGUAAAAGGCGACUAAGGGAUAGGCUUAUAAACUUGGGAUUCUUCUUUUAGGCGAUGGGCUAGCAACCUGUCACUUGACGAAUCUCAAUUCUAUCGUUAAGCCAAAUAGCUGAACGUGGCCUAUCAGUCUUUUUAAGACUGUCGGCUCUGUCUACCCCGUAAGGGAUAAAGACGUGAUCAUACGUAUGUAUGUAUGUUAGUCCUGGUUACAUCCUCACUUCCCUGGAGAGGAGCCCGGGGCGCCUUAGACCAUUAUUCUGGUUAAGAUCAGGAUGAAACGUAAAGCUCUCAAGGUCUUGUCUUAGCCCCAAGUUUACAAUUUGAAUACACAUUCCACUUAUAAAAGAAUUAGUUAGUACCUUAUACACUCGUUACAAGAAAAUCUUACAACUCCCAAGAAAAAGAGGAGUGUUAUACGUUUUAUGAGUAUGUAAUAUUGUAGAACUCAAAGAGAUGCAAUUUUUUUAAUCUAGAAAUUCUUAAGUUAUGGGACAUAGAAAUUGAGGGUAUACCUGUAAAGCUUGCGAAUACAUCUGAAUAAAGAAUUUAAAUAGAAUUUAAUUGUUUAUAAAUAAUUCAGGUAUUAGCGUACUAUUAUUUUAACUCGAACGUUGCGCGUUUAAUAACUGUAUUAUUUAUAAAUAGAAUUCAACUUUUUUUUAAUAAAAUUGUCAAUAAGUUAUUUGAGAAUUAUUAAUUUUCUUGAUAAGUACAAUUUCAUGAUUAAUUUUAAACAAAUGACAGAACAUAUUUUCAUGAAAAUUUUGCAGUUAUAAUUGUGCAUGUUUUUUGUGUAACAUAAAGGCCUAUAAUUAUCAUUAAUUAUUAUUUGUCAAUAAUGAUGAUCAUACAAAUAAAAUAUUUAAGGAAUCAAUGUCAAUAAUAUUGAGGUUCAAUUAAAGUUUAAUAUGUAAUGUUUGUAUAAUUUCUAGGGGAUAUUUUGUGUGCAAAAUAAAGUACAAUUUGUUUUUAUUUAAUGAUAAGUAUUUUAUAAUAUUACAUUUACAUUGCAAUGAUUGAUCACACAUUUUGCAUCCGAAUAUUAAAUUUAGCUAUUUGACGCACGGUUGUGAUAUAAAAAGUAAUUUCGUAAGGCCGGUGCUUUUAAAACGACCAAGUAAUUUUCCAAGCAUUUUAGUAAUUUUCGUCAGAAAAAUAUUGUUUGGGUCCUUUGAAGGGACAGGAUCUUACGGGAAUAAAUUUGGAAUAAUUUAAAGAAAAUAUUCUUUCCUUUCUUUAAAUUACUAAAAGUAAGUUUUCAAAACGUAAUUAGUAUAGGUGCAUGGCAACACUUUUGUGUUUUUUUUACACUUGCAACACUGCGAAUAUCUUUGUGAUUGAGCUUAGCUAAGAAUAAUUAAUAAUUAUUUUUAAUGGCACUUUUAAUCUGUAUUAGAAUUAUUUAAGUUUAGAAUAAUCAUGUUUUGCAUAAGUUUUAUUUUAAGUUAUGUUUAUUCUGCGUGGUUUAUUGAAAUGAUUUCCCGAUGAGUACAAAUUUAAUUUCUUAUUACAUGGGGCGUUUAGUAAAAAAAAUUAUUUUAUUGCUACAAUUUUAUACUACUACAAUUAUUCCCCUCGUAAACAUUGUAUAUCAAAGCAUUCGAUAAAAGUCCUUCAAUACAUCAUUUGAAGUGUAGUUAGUGGUUGCAUCCUAAGCUGUAUUGUUACCACAGAGCCCAGGGUCCACUAAUGGCUAUAGGUAAUUUGACAAGGUCAGAGACUGCUCAAAACAGUAGGUUUUGAGCAGCGGUUGACUAUGCUGCAAUCCUGUUUCCUUCUUCCUAGUGUUUUUCCUGAUUACAUCUCGGGAAUGGAGCCCUGGGUGCGCCUUUGACCAUGACCCUGGAUUGGGCGAAUCAGGUUUUUGCACGAAGCGACUCCCAUCUGACCUCCGCAACCUUUGCCGGGCGAAACUUAACCCAUAUUGAAACAAAGUAAAAGCUGCGCAAGAUUAAUGUGCCUAUUCCCUUAGUCGCCUUUUACUUUACACUGUAUAAAGGAUUAUUUUAAUAAACCACGCCUAUUUUUACACGUUUCGCGGUUUCGUAACCUAGUCACCUGUAGUUUCAUCUUAUUUAACAAUUCUCAUUUAGUUAAGCACUAAUUUAGGUUCUGUAAAUACAUAAUGUAAGAUGGCGUAGUCCGUCUCUAUCGAUGUGCCUCUAAUAAAUUGUUUAUUGAUAAA
Messenger RNA from Amyelois transitella, 5457 nucleotides. Its product is annotated as echinoderm microtubule-associated protein-like 2. The transcript has 20 exons. The coding region runs from base 272 to 2896 and encodes 874 amino acids. Lineage: Eukaryota; Metazoa; Arthropoda; Insecta; Lepidoptera; Pyralidae. Gene Ontology annotation, cellular component: mitotic spindle. Gene Ontology annotation, biological process: microtubule cytoskeleton organization. The record is from RefSeq and is a predicted model, not a curated record. Gene Ontology annotation, molecular function: microtubule binding.